AUGGUUGAUGCCAUAAAAAAUGGAUGGCGUGAUAGUUGUGGAGGUUUAAGCAAGUUAACUGUGGAGAAGAUGAUACUUCCUGCUCUGAAUGAAAAGCUUGGGUGUCAAAGAUCGUAUGCACAAUACCAAAGCAGAUUGAAAUGGUUCAAGAAUCGUUUUAACAACUUUUCUGAGCUUAUGCGUCAUAGUUCUGGAUUUGGUUGGGAUCCAAUAAAAAAGAGGUUUACAGCUAGUGAUGAGGUGUGGGAAGAUUAUUUGAAGUCUCGUCCUACUCAUAAACACUUACGGACCGAUACGGUUGCUGACUAUGAAGAUUUAGCAUUUGUAUUUGGAAGUACUACUGCCAUAGGAAAAAACUCUAUUGGAUUGGGUGAUGAAACUGAUGCAAGAAUCUAUAAUGUUGAAGAAGAUAAUCAACAUAGAAUUGAUCAACUACAUUUUGAUUUUGUUAACGAUGGAUUUACACAAAAUGAUAUACAAUUGUUUCAUUAG
Molecule: messenger RNA, 492 nt
Organism: Ipomoea triloba (trilobed morning glory)
Lineage: Eukaryota; Viridiplantae; Streptophyta; Magnoliopsida; Solanales; Convolvulaceae
Exons: 3
Coding region: 1-492 (163 amino acids)
Source: RefSeq, a predicted model, not a curated record